Bolinopsis microptera is the source of this 2353-nucleotide messenger RNA. Its product is annotated as cyclin-dependent kinase 11B-like. Gene Ontology annotation, biological process: regulation of mitotic cell cycle; protein phosphorylation. NCBI's taxonomy places the organism in Eukaryota, Metazoa, Ctenophora, Tentaculata, Lobata, Bolinopsidae. Gene Ontology annotation, molecular function: protein serine/threonine kinase activity; ATP binding. The record is from RefSeq and is a predicted model, not a curated record. The transcript has 14 exons. The coding region runs from base 55 to 2100 and encodes 681 amino acids. Gene Ontology annotation, cellular component: nucleus.
AGCACCGAUGUUUUAAUACUUUCAACACUACUAUAUAACAAAUAAUUUGAGGAGAUGUCAGAUGAUAGUGAGCCAGGUGAAAUCAAGAGUCCUGAUCUGACAUCAAUUAAUCGCUCAAAGCGUUCAACAGAAGACAAAAGAAGCUAUAAAGCAGAAAAGAAGAUAAAACUCGAGAAAGAUUUCAGUAAGCUAGGAAGAGACGAAUAUAAGGACUACAGAAAAGAAGAUUACAGAAGAGAAGAUAGGUCAGCCUAUGAUAGGGACAGGAAAGAAUAUGAGAGAGAUCAUAGGAGAGAAUAUGACAAAGAAGAUCGAAAAGACUAUGAUCGUGUGGACAAGCGAGACUCAGAAUAUUACCGGAAGGACGAUGCUGGGGGUAAAAGAUCCAGUGUAAGAGAUGAUCACAGGGUAAUGCCAAGAAAGGAGGAAUUAAGGGAAGAAAAAAGAAAAGACGGCUCAUUAAAAGAGAAACCGAAAGUGAAAGAAGAGAAAGCAUCAAAGAAAAGAUCAGAUGACGAACGAGAACGAGUGAAGACAUCUAGAGAGGAAGAAAUUCGCGAAGAAAUACGGAGUAUUACUGAAGAAAUACAGAAAGACAAGCGGAGAGAUACAGUAUCUCCCAGUUCUUCUUCAGACAGAAAAGAGAAGAAAGAUAAGAAGGAUCCUGUAAAGAAGAAAAAGAAAGAGGGACGAAAGAAUAAAGAAAAGCAGCCAGCCUCAACCCAGGAGAAGUACGAGCAACUUUUAAAAGAGAAAUUAUCUGGUCCAUCACCACAGUCACCAGAGGAGGUUACAAUCAGCAGCGCCACUGUCUCCACCAUGGCAGCCAAGAAGAAGAGUUUACUUAUUGAUAGUUCAGAAAGCAGUGAUAAUGAGGGGUCUGAUGAAGACCUGGUAGAAGCUGAACCCUCCCCAGUAGCCCUGCGUCCCACUCCCUCUCCCUCACCUCCUCCUGACCCCCUCGCUGGAUUACCUCCUUAUUACCCUGCUCUCCAAGGCUGCAGGAACGUUGAUCAUUUUGAAUAUUUGAAUCGUAUAGAAGAAGGAACCUACGGGGUGGUGUUCCGAGCACGUGAUAAGAGAACAAACGAACAUGUUGCACUGAAGAAACUUAAAAUGGAGAAGGAAAAACAGGGAUUUCCGAUCACUUCACUCAGGGAAAUUAAUACCCUUUUGAAGGGCCAGCACGAGAACGUGGUCCAUGUCCGGGAGAUAGUAGUGGGCAGUAACAUGGACAAGAUCUACAUUGUCAUGGACUAUGUGGAACACGAUCUUAAAUCUCUCAUGGAGAACAUGAAGGAACCAUUUCUUAUUGGAGAGAUAAAGACGAUAAUGAGGCAGUUAAUGAGUGGAUUAGCAUUUCUACAUGAUAACUGGAUAGUACACAGGGACAUCAAAUCUUCCAACUUACUUUUCAGUCAUGGAGGUAUAUUGAAGAUAGGAGAUUUUGGUUUAGCACGGGAGUAUGGCUCACCUUUAAAACAGUACACUGAGAUUGUUGUUACACUUUGGUACAGAGCUCCUGAACUCCUGCUCGGUUGUAAACUGUACUCUGUGCCUAUAGAUGUUUGGAGUGCGGGAUGUGUAUUCGGAGAGCUACUUAGUCAGAAACCAUUGUUCCCUGGCAAGAGUGAGAUAGACCAAAUAAACAAGAUUUUCAAAGAAUUAGGAACUCCCAACGAGAGAAUAUGGCCAGGUUACUCUGAACUCCCAGCUACUCAACGUGUCUCAUUCGUCAACCAUCCCUACAACAAAAUUGGAAACAGAUACCCUGUUACUGUACUCAGCAAACAGGGUCUCGCCUUACUUAACAAGUUGUUGUGCUACGAUCCAGCAAAGCGAAUCACCGCUGCUGAAUCAUACGACCACCAAUGGUUUAAAGAAGGUCCAUUACCAGUGGACCCGACUAUGUUCCCAACCUGGCCUGCUAAGAGCGAGAUGAAUGCGAACCCUAAAAAGAAGAUUAAAUCCCCGACUCCUCCCGAGGGUGGAGGAGCUGCUGACAAACUAGAGAACUCUGGAAUCCAGUCUGGAUUUAAGUUCCUUAAUGCACUGCAAGGUUCCAGUGCUAAGGGUCCUGGUUUUAGCUUGAAGUUUUGAUGCUAACCAGAAACUACAAAAGUUGAAAAUUUCAUGAUCAGACUACCCGUGUUGAUAAUCAAAGUAUGAAGGCAGGAUGAGUAAGGGCUCGCCACGUGCUCCAACAGUCAGACUCGCUCCGAUCAUAUUUUAAACUUGAAGCCGCUCCGGAGUCUCCCUGCCUUCUGAUAAACUAGGCAUUAUUCAAGAUAAUUGUUGUUCAUUUGAGGACAACGUGACAAGGAGAUCAACAGACUGAGAUUAUUUGAAGAAC